Molecule: messenger RNA, 1230 nt
Organism: Telopea speciosissima
Lineage: Eukaryota; Viridiplantae; Streptophyta; Magnoliopsida; Proteales; Proteaceae
Product: ribonuclease 3-like protein 2
Exons: 4
Coding region: 1-1230 (409 amino acids)
Biological process (GO): siRNA processing
Cellular component (GO): nucleus; cytoplasm
Molecular function (GO): RNA binding; ribonuclease III activity
Source: RefSeq, a predicted model, not a curated record
AUGGCAGCGUCUUACCCCUGUAAGGGAAGACAAGCCGGUAACAUUUUGGAGAUAGCUCUAGAAGUACUCGCUAUAUAUGUUGUGAUGUUGGUCGACUCUGCCAUAUCUUACGUAGAAUCCCUGUUUCUUCCAAUCUGCCAAGUGCGAUUGUUGACGAAAAUGAAGGCGAAGAUGAAGAUGAGGGAAGGGUACGAGAUUCUCGCUCUUUCCUAUACCGUGGAUAUAUACGAUCACCUGGAAGACCUCCUCUGCUACCGAUUCAGGGAUAAGACUCUUCUACAGGAGGCCUUCACCCACGGCUCCUACACCAAGUCUCCCUCCUACGAACGCCUAGAGUUCCUGGGCGAUGCCGCUCUCAGCCUCGCUCUCGCCGAGUACGGCUUCCGAUCCUAUCCUCUACUCGACUCUGGUAAACUCACUGACCUCCGUAAAGCCAACGACAGCAACGAGAACCUUGCGCGUGUCGCCGUCCACCACAAGCUCUUCCGCUACGUCCGUCAUAAUGUCCGUUCUCUUCAUGCCAGGGUUAAUAAGUUCGCUCUUGCGGUUCAAGAUGAAGACGGCGUCUUUACCAACUGUGGAUCAGUUAAAGCACCUAAGAUUUUGGCUGACAUUGUUGAAUCUCUUACCGCAGCUGUUUAUGUCGACUGUAAUUGUGAUCUCAAAGUUCUAUACGAAGUUUUUAAGCGUCUCAUGGAUCCAAUUAUAACCCUUGAAACCCUAGACAAGCAACCACGGCCGGCAACGACCAUGCUGUUUGAGUUCUGCCACAAGCAAGGCAAGAAAGUUGUCAUUAAGAGUUGGAGGAAAGAGUUCAAGAAUUUCGCUUUUGUUUAUGUAGACAGGAAGCUCAUUGGCUAUGGUUCUUCGGAGAAAACGAAGAUUGCUAAACUUGAGGCGGCAAAGGAAGCUUUGCAGAAGCUCUGGAAAUUCGACCUUUCGAAGACGAAGACUGAUCAAAUUGGUCAUGGAGCUGAUGAGAUUGAGAGGGCUAAGCUCGAGUUGAAUGAGCUCUGCCGCGAGGAGAGUUGGUGUGAGCCCAAGUAUAGAAGAGAGGGUGAGAUUGGUCCUUCCCAUGCCAGGAAAUUUAUAUGUUCAGUUCAAGUAGAAACCGCUGAUGGCGAAUAUUUUACAAUUGGAGAUGAAAGGUCAAGGGUAAAGUAUGCAGAGAAUUCAGCAGCGUCCAUGAUGCUUCAAGGCUUGCCAGAUAGUGAGUAUGGUAUUGGAUGA